This is a messenger RNA of Rubroshorea leprosula, 983 nucleotides long. NCBI's taxonomy places the organism in Eukaryota, Viridiplantae, Streptophyta, Magnoliopsida, Malvales, Dipterocarpaceae. The record is from the annotation of a GenBank genome assembly.
AAAAUUAAACCUACGGGCACUCUUUCUUGUCAGCUUUGUAUCUGUAUAAAAAGAUCAAAAGCACUACUCAAUUCCCCUGAAUCAAUGGAAAAAGAACAGCAGCAGCAGCAGCAGAAGCAACAUUUCCAUGUGUUGGCCGUUGAUGAUAGUCUCCUUGACAGGAAACUCUUAGAGAGAUUGCUCAAGAUCUCCUCAUACCAAGUAACCUGUGUAGAGUCUGGGAAUAAAGCUUUGGAAUAUCUGGGCCUGCUUGAUCAUGAUAAUUCACAACACCCUUCCUCUUCUCAACAAAAGGGCAUGAAGGUGAACCUAAUCAUGACGGAUUACUGUAUGCCCGGGAUGAGCGGCUAUGAUUUGCUCAAACGCGUAAAGAAAUCUUCUUGGAAACAUAUACCAGUCGUGGUCAUGUCAUCAGAGAAUGUACCAUCUAGAGUUACCAUGUGCUUGGAAGGAGGAGCGGAAGAAUUCCUGCUGAAGCCUCUGCAGUUGUCAGAUGUGAAGAAGAUUCAGUCAUACCUUCUGAAAUCCAUUGAUCAUUCCUACACAAAUGGUGGAGGAAUAGGGCUGAUCGACAGCGAUAACAACAACACUCAAUCCCACAGCAGCAACAUAACAAAUGAUAUUAGUUCCAAUGACGUUAACAACACAGAGAACACUAACGACGGUAAUAGUAGUGGCGAGAGCAACAGAAGCUAUGGCAAGAGAAAGGCAAUGUCUCCUGAGGCCCCAGAAAGAAGACCUAAAAUCAAAGCUUGAUACUUACUAAUUUGUAUUAUAUAUAGAGUGCUUUUUCUUACGCUCAGGGUUUGUGUUUAGGCGAAUGCCAUAGCCAAUAUCAUGUAUUAAACAAAAGAGUGUCUUCUGAGAAAUAUUUGUGCGUUAGAAUUACAAUAACCAUAACCACUCAAAUCCAAGGUCAGAGAGGAAAAGAGGGGAGAAAGGGUAAUUCCUUAAUCUGCAAAUUAUAAAAUUGAGGGUUAAGU